Messenger RNA from Phaethon lepturus (White-tailed tropicbird), 590 nucleotides. RefSeq names its product ST6 (alpha-N-acetyl-neuraminyl-2,3-beta-galactosyl-1,3)-N-acetylgalactosaminide alpha-2,6-sialyltransferase 4 (gene ST6GALNAC4). Gene Ontology annotation, biological process: oligosaccharide metabolic process; ganglioside biosynthetic process. Gene Ontology annotation, molecular function: alpha-N-acetylgalactosaminide alpha-2,6-sialyltransferase activity. NCBI's taxonomy places the organism in Eukaryota, Metazoa, Chordata, Aves, Phaethontiformes, Phaethontidae. The transcript has 3 exons. The record is from RefSeq and is a predicted model, not a curated record. The coding region runs from base 137 to 577 and encodes 146 amino acids.
CGAGGAGGACGUGGGGGCACGGAGCACCAUCCGGGUGGUGUCACACACCAGCGUCCCGCUGCUGCUGAGGAACCAGCCCUACUUCUUCCAGCAAUCCCAGGGGACCCUCUACAUCAUCUGGGGGCCUGCAAAGAAGAUGAACCGGGAGAAGGUGGGCUCAACCUACCAGGCGCUGCUGAAGGUGAUGGAGAUGUACCCCCACCUGCAGAUCUACACCUUGACCCAGGAGAAGAUGACAUACUGUGACAACGUCUUCCAGAACGAGACGGGGAAGAACAGGAUGAAGUCUGGCUCCUUCCUGAGCACGGGCUGGUUCACCAUGAUCCUGGCCAUGGAGCUGUGCGAGCAGAUCUGCGUCUUCGGCAUGGUCAGCGACAGCUACUGCAGGGAGAAGAACCACUCGAGUGUGCCCUACCACUACUUCGAGAAGGGCCAGCUGGACGAGUGCAGGAUGUACCUGGUGCACGAGCGAGCGCGCCGUGCCGGGCACCGCUUCAUCACCGAGAAAGCCAUCUUCUCCCGCUGGGCCAAGAGGAAGAACAUCAUCUUCAGCCACCCAUCCUGGGCAGGUGGGUAGAGUGCCGGCCGUG